AUGGCUUCAAGCGAGGUUUCUACAUCGACUGAAAAGCCACUGCUCAAGGCCUGCCCCCAUAACGGCUCCCAGAAGAGGACUCAACCAUCUAGUUCACCAGAGUGCUCGCCAGAACUUUUAUCCUCCCUGGCUUCCCGUCGUUGCGAGGCGCCGGCACCCGUGCGCAUGAAGUUGGGCAACGAGGACGAAUUUUAUGCUGACACCGCAUACUCAAAUGACUCCGAACAACUCUUUGGUGGUUCUCAGGAGCAGCUAGAGGACGGUUUUUGCGUUGCUGAUGCGGCUGAAGGAUCAGUCUUGACUGCUGAGACUCUCCACGCGAAUAUUAAUGGCUUUCCUGUCAAAAAGCGUGAGGCCUCAAAACGUCCUCUUUCGCCUGGCGAAAACGUCACCGCUGCUGCUGUUGAAGUCUAUAUGAAUGGUGACGGACCCAAUGGAACCUCAGAACCGCCAGCCCUCCCAGUGUCCAACGGCCAGCAGAUGGAGACAACCAAUGAGAGCGCCAGCACCACGCAGGAGGAACCGGCGCAAACCAACCUCCGUGAAUUGUUGGAGUAUGGUCGAGCCUUACGCGUCCUGGCACAAGAUCUCAGAGCUGGCGGGCUGAUUAGCUUCUCACAACUGUCCCUCAUGGAGUGGGUCUUUUGGCUUAAUCAUUUGACGCCUUGUGAUUGCUUCCUUCCUGUAUGCGACUCCAAGAGGUGCGAGAAGGCGACCGACGACCUCCGAGACAUAUUUGUUGUACGGAAUCCCCCGCUCAAAUUUGCUCAUCUUGGAAAAUCCGGGUUUCCCCUCCUUGAAACUGGCAUCAGUAUCCUUGAACAGACCGUGAUGGGGGCAAAACCUGCCGCAAAGUGUCUCAACAAACUGAUCGAUGCCCGCCCGACCAUCCAACCUUCAUUCUCGUCUUCCGAGACCCUGACACCCCUGCAGCCCGCCUCAUCGUCAGCUCCAACCGCUCUACGGACCACCGCCACUCAGCAGUACUUGCAUCCUAUUCGGCACUCACACCGUCGAUCCCACCACCACAGCACCGGUACCAGUACAACCCUAGUUAUUACUAGCACCUCUACAGCGGGUUCCCAAAGCACUGGUGCUGGUGGUGGUAGU
Messenger RNA from Dibothriocephalus latus, 1110 nucleotides. The record is from the annotation of a GenBank genome assembly. Lineage: Eukaryota; Metazoa; Platyhelminthes; Cestoda; Diphyllobothriidea; Diphyllobothriidae.